UGUUGGUUUACUGGCGAAUGUUUCUAAGCAAACUUCGUGUUGAAGUAAAUUUCAUUUUUGACGUGAACGGAGUGGGAACUCUGCGGUUGUAAUCGGGAAUAAAAUAAGAGGCACGGCGUGGCGCGCCUUUGACGAAAAUAAUAUCAUAGAAUGGGAAGAUUAAGGAAUAGUAUUAUAUUUGUAAUAAUAUCCUUGUUAAUUGAAACAAAUGGCUUUUAUGUGCCUGGUGUUGCUCCAGUGGAGUUUAAAAGAGGGCAAAAAAUUGAUGUCAAAGCAGUUAAAAUGACAAGCACUCAUACACAAUUGCCAUACGAAUAUUAUUCUAUUCCAUUAUGUAGACCAAAAAAUGGUACUCUUGUUUAUAAAUCUGAAAAUUUAGGAGAAGUAUUACGUGGUGAUAGAAUUGUAAAUACUCCGUAUGAUGUACUCAUGGCCGAAGGUAUAACCUGUAGAUUGUUAUGUCAUGGACCAAAUAAUCGUAUGACAUGGAAUGAGGAAGAAUCACAGCAAGUAAUAGAGCGUAUCCAACAUGACUACACAGUGCAUUUAUUAAUUGAUAAUUUACCAGCAGCCACAAAAAAAGUUCAUAAGGACACAAAUAAUGUAAUUGUGUACCAUGGGUAUCGUUUGGGUGGCAUCAUGAAUGGACAGUUUUAUAUCAAUAAUUAUCUUAAAUUAAAAUUAAGUUACCAUAAAUAUGGAGAAAAUGAAUUUAGAGUAGUUGGGUUUGAGGUAGAAGCUCGAACUGUUGAUGUAAAUCAAUUAAAGUUCGAUGGAAAUACUUGUAUAUUGCCUUCACAUGCGAAUCCGCAAUUUGUAAAGCCUAAGGGAACUGAACUGUUGUUCCUAUAUUCUGUCGAAUGGAAACCAUCCGAUGUGAGUUGGGCAAGCAGAUGGGAUGUAUAUUUGGGAAUGAGCGAUGUUGAAAUUCAUUGGUUUUCAAUAAUCAAUUCUCUUAUCGUAGUCCUUUUCCUUUCCGGAAUUCUAACAAUGAUUAUGGUUCGAACUCUCAGAAGGGAUAUUGCACGCUAUAAUGCUGGUGAAAGCGAUAGUUUAGCAGGUUUAGAUGAAACAAUUGAAGAAACUGGUUGGAAACUAGUCCAUGGGGAUGUAUUUCGACCUCCACCAAACCCUCGAUUAUUUGCUGCUGUAAUAGGCAGCGGAAUUCAAAUAUUUUUUAUGACUUUGAUAACAAUAUUUUUUGCUAUGUUGGGUAUGCUUUCUCCUGCAAGUAGGGGCGCACUUGGAACUAAUGCGAUAUUUUUAUAUGUAUCCUCUGGUUUAAUUGCUGGAUAUUUCUCUGCACGUCUUUAUAAAACGAUGCGUGGCAGAAAAUGGAGAAGGACAGCACUAUUGACAGCGACUUUAUAUCCUGGAAUUGUAUUCACUACUUGCUUCUUUUUAAAUUUCUUUAUAUGGGGAAAACAUAGUUCUGGUGCUGUACCAUUUACGACAAUGUUAGCAUUGUUAUGUUUGUGGUUUGGCAUAUCACUUCCGUUAGUAUAUCUUGGAUACUUUUUCGGAUAUCGUAAACAACCUUUCACUCAUCCUGUUAGGACAAAUCAGAUUCCUAGACAAGUUCCUGAUCAAUUAUGGUAUAUGAAUCCAGUAUUGUGUACAUUAAUGGCUGGAAUUCUACCUUUUGGAGCUGUUUUUAUAGAAUUAUUUUUCAUCCUAACCGCAUUAUGGGAGAAUCAGUUUUAUUAUCUUUUUGGAUUUCUGUUUCUUGUAUUUUGUAUUCUAGUUAUUUCUUGUUCUCAAAUAUCCAUUGUUAUGGUCUAUUUCCAAUUAUGCGGAGAAGAUUAUAGAUGGUGGUGGAGGAGCUUCAUUGUUAGUGGAGGAUCAGCUGUAUAUGUCUUAGCUUACUCUGUCUUCUAUUUCAUGACAAAAUUAGAAAUCACAGAAUUGAUUCCCACACUUUUAUAUUUUGGCUAUACAGCAUUAAUGGUGCUAACAUUUUGGUUAUUAACAGGUACAAUAGGUUUCUUCGCGGCUUAUGCGUUCAUUCGGAAAAUAUACGCCGCUGUAAAAAUAGACUAGUCGAAAAAUAUCGUUGACGAAGUCAAUGAUGAAAGAGAAGAAUAAUUUUUCAAAUUAACAAAGAAUAUUUAAUUAUUUUUAAAGUAAAUAUAUAAUACCAAAACAG
Messenger RNA from Nomia melanderi (Alkali bee), 2146 nucleotides. It is a transcript of the gene TM9SF4, whose product is annotated as transmembrane 9 superfamily protein member 4. Gene Ontology annotation, cellular component: membrane. NCBI's taxonomy places the organism in Eukaryota, Metazoa, Arthropoda, Insecta, Hymenoptera, Halictidae. Gene Ontology annotation, biological process: protein localization to membrane. The record is from RefSeq and is a predicted model, not a curated record.